CCGACGUCUCCCGUAAAGAAAAAUUGAAGGGCUGAACGGCGGCCGUUGAUCCAAUGGCCGUUGCUCUUCCCGCCACGGUCCCUUCGCUCCGCCCGCAAUCCCAGAAGCCAGCCGAACCUCGGAGCUUCAUCACUCCCUCGAGGUCGCACUACCUCAUCUCUCUGAUAAGCUCUUGCCCGAGCAUCAGAGAGUUCGCGCCAAUCCACGCUCAGUUAAUCACCACCAACUCCAUCCGAGACCCUCUCGUCGCCCGUCGCCUUCUCGGCUUCUUCCUCUCCGUCGAUGGCCUCGGCCGCUUCCGCCGCGUCUUGAGCGGAACCCAUCAUUCGGAGACGGAGCUGUGGAAUGACUACAUUCAGAAGCAGCUCCAGGAUGAUUCGCCGGGGGAUGUGCUCGCGUCGUAUCGUCGGAUGGUUGGUGAAGGGGUGGCGUUAGACAUGUCGACUUUUCACUUCUUGAUAAGCGCUGCUUCGAGAGUUGUGGCGGUUCGAGACGUUGGCGAAGUGCAUGGGCGGGUCCUGAAAUCCGGGUUCGGGUUUAGUGAUUCUUUGAGGAAGAAUUUGAUGGGUGUGUAUGCGAAGGCUGGGAGAUUGCAGGAAGUGCGCCAACUGUUUGGGGAGUUUCCCGAAAGAGAUGUGGUAGCUUGGAAUACUAUGAUAUCUUGUUAUGUAAGAAUGGGAAUGUCCAGAGAGUCGUUGGAUUUGUUUGGGCGGUUGUUGGCGGACGGAGUCGAGCCGGAUGAGAUCACCAUGGUUAGCUUAGUUUCGGCAUGCGCGAAGAUGAGGGAUUUGGAGAUGGGCGAGAAGAUGCAUUUGUACAUCGAUGAGAAUAAUCUGGAACUCGGUGGGACUUUGUUGAAUUGUUUAGCUGAUAUGUACAUGAAGUGUGGGAAUAUGGAGAAGGCACGUGAGGUUUUGGGUGGUAGUGAAGCUGAGGAUGAUGUUGUUUCGUGGACAACUCUGUUGUGUGGAUAUGUGAAAAGCGAUCGCAUGGAUGAAGCUGAGAAGCUGUUUGACAGGAUGACAGAGAGGAAUUUGAUUUCUUGGACAACAAUGACUUCGGCCUAUGUUCGAGCCGGUCGGUACCCAGAAAGUCUCGAGUUGUUCAUUACGAUGAUGCUCGACGAUGUGAUGCCUGAUGAGGUUGCGCUUGUUACCGCUCUCACCGCUUGCGUUAAUAUGGAAGGUUUUGACAUUGGAAGAUCCAUCCACAGCUUCAUUGUGAAACGCGGAAUGACUGUCGAAGGAAUGCUCGGAAACUCUCUACUUAGCUUGUACGCCAAGUUUGGUCGGCUGGAUGAUGCCUACUCCAUUUUCCAGCGCUUGCCUUGUAGAACUGUCGUCUCCUGGAACUCGAUGUUGGAUGGGUUCUGCAGAGCUGGGGAUGUCGGUAAGGCGAGAGGUUUCUUUGACGAGAUCCCUGAGAAGGAUUUGAUUUCUUGGAACACUAUGAUCGGUUGCUAUACUAGGUCUCGCUUGGCUCAAGAGUCGUUCGAGCUGUUCCACCUGAUGCAGAGUUCAGAGGUAAAACCGGAUCAAAUCACUCUAGCCAAUAUGCUCUCUACCUGUGCUAGCGUCGGGGCACUGAGUCAUGGCACCUGGAUCCAUUUGUAUAUACAGAAGAACCAAAUUCAAUUGGAUCACAUUCUGGGAACUGCUUUGGUAGACAUGUAUGGGAAAUGUGGAAGUGUUGAGAAAGCAACAGAAUUGUUCUCGAAAAUUAAAGAUAGAACAAUGUGUCUAUGGACCGCAAUGAUAGGAGCGUACGCUUUGGAGGGACAAGCACGGAAGGCGGCGGACUUGUUCUCGAAGAUGGAAGCCACAGGAAUGAAGCCUGACCAUGUCACUUUCAUAGCUCUUCUUUCUGCUUGUAGCCAUGGAGGUUUGAUAGAUGAAGGAUACCAGUACUUCCACAAGAUGAAAAAUGAAUACAGAAUUGCCCCCGGGAUUCAGCAUUACGGAUGCAUGGUCGAUCUCCUUGGUCGUUCUGGGCACUUAAAGGAGGCUCUAGAGCUCAUUCAUUCCAUGCCGGUGGAAGCAGAUAUUGUUAUUUGGAGCUCAUUCAUGAGAGCCUGUGAAACCCAUCAAAAUGUUGAAUUAGCAGAGUAUGCACACAAGCGUCUCAUCGAGAUCAACCCUACAAACGAUGCAGCUCAUGUUCUUCUUUCGAAGAUCUAUGUGAGAGCUGGAAGGUGGGACGAUGCGAGUUUGAUCAGAACAAAGCUACACGAACUGGGGAUUCGAAAGCAUCCAGGUUGUAGCAUGAUAGAACAGAACGGCGCUGUCCAUGAAUUCAGAGCCGAGGACUUCUCAAACCCUCGAUCACCGGAAAUCUAUUCCAUGUUAGGUGAGAUCGAAGGGAGACUACAGAAAGAGCGACACGACACUUUGAGUCAUCACAGCGAGAGGUUGGCAGUGGCAUUCGGGCUGAUAAGCAGCAAGAAUAGAACUAUCCGAAUAGUUAACAACCUUCGGAUCUGUGGAGACUGUCAUUCCUUCAUGAAGUUUGUAUCGCUUUCCUACGAGAGAGAGAUUAUACUGCGGGAUAACUACAGAUUCCAUCGGUUUAAUGAUGGGCAAUGUUCUUGUAGAGAAUACUGGUGAUUUGACACACUACCUUCAAGUUAAUAUCCCUCCUUCCUGCUUGUUCUUCAGUUGCAAGAAAUUAAGCAAACAUAAUUGCUGGCAUGAUAUGUUUCCCCUGGAAGGUAAUCAAGGACAACAUCGGCCUAGACAGAAAACACCAUUGGUCUACAGAUAUUCAUCGUGAGAUGAGCUCUUGAGCAUGAACCACAUUGAGAUAUGCAAAGAAGCUCGGCUCCUUAGCCGUCUGAAAUUUCUAGCAACCGAAUGAGAUACACCCUGAAGGAGAUAUACGUAAAUUCUCAAGUCUCCUCGUGCACUUUUGACUUACCCUCACUUUCCUUUCAUUACCAACAAUAAGGUAAUUCUCACUC
Molecule: messenger RNA, 2956 nt
Organism: Rhodamnia argentea
Lineage: Eukaryota; Viridiplantae; Streptophyta; Magnoliopsida; Myrtales; Myrtaceae
Product: pentatricopeptide repeat-containing protein At3g22690-like
Exons: 2
Coding region: 54-2603 (849 amino acids)
Biological process (GO): RNA modification
Molecular function (GO): RNA binding; protein binding; zinc ion binding
Source: RefSeq, a predicted model, not a curated record